GUCAGUGAGAAUCAAUUCGGUGAUAGUUUAUUUUAUUUACCUAAUAUAGAUCUAAUUGUUCUGUUUGGUAAUAUUUGACUAUACAAUUCAGAAAUAUGUCUGCUGCGCCACCAUUUUGCCAUCUUAAAAAGCUGAAUAAGUUACGUGUGCUUCCAAGUUUGGCGGAAUGUCAGAAGACUGAAUUAUUAAGUCGUUACCGGUACCAGAAAAACACUGGAUUAUCUGGAUUCGCAAUAAAUCAACUUCAGCUGAGGUUCAUCAAAAGUUUUAAUAAAGCAAAAGAAGAUAAUGACAUUAAUCAGUUUCACUCAAAGACAAAAAUUUUUAACGCAUUAUAUUCCGCCAUAACACCUUUCUCUUUCACUAAAAGAAGUCUACAUACAAGUCAUUUAUCUAGAAUGGCAUAUCAAUCUGCAAACAAAACUUUUCAUGCAGUGGCCCUGAAUUUAACCCAAACACAUCCUUCACAAAAUAUAACUCGCCGUAAAGUGAGUUUGCCAGUUAUAAGACACUUCCACUCAACUGAACAGAAUUUUGACAAGGCAGCAGAUAGCUAUGUAAAUCCUAUCGAUAGUCUGCAGGAGCAUGUAGAAGUUCCGCUUCUACCAGCAGAGAAUAUUUUAUUUAAUCCUAGUUUAGAAGAGAUGAAAGCCUCAGAAGAAAUAUUUGUACCUAAAGUUAUUCAUCCUAUACAACAUCUUAAAAGUGUUGUUAAACUUGAUCGCCUACCAGAGCUGCCACAACCAGAGGUUGCGUUUAUUGGAAGGAGUAAUGUUGGGAAGUCUUCGCUGAUUAAAUAUCUAUUUCGCCAAGUUCCUGAUGUUGAUGUUAGAACAUCCAAAAAACCUGGUCAUACGAGAGUGUUACAGAUGUUUAAAGUUAGUAACUGUUUUACGUUAGUUGAUAUGCCAGGGUAUGGUUAUAACAUGCCAGAUCAUUUCCACAAAUCCGUCGAACAAUAUCUUAAAACUAGAAGACGAUUAGUGAGAACGUUUCUAUUAAUAGAUGCAUCAGUUGGUCUGACCAACACAGAUGAAAUAGGUUUAAAUAUGUUGGAGGAAUUCGGGAUACCUUACGUGAUAGUUUUAACAAAGGUAGAUAAAUCUGGUGAUUAUAAACUAGUGAAGAAUGUGAUGGACAUCAUAUCAAAAAUAAAACAACUGUCUUCUAACUACUGUUUACCUCAACCAUUUCUUCUUAGUUCUAUUACCGGAGAAGGUUUUGCGUUAUUCCAGUGUUUUAUUUGCUAUAUAACUGGUAGUGUAGAAAUCGCUGACAAACACAGUGAAUAAACUUACCGGUAUACAUCAAACAAUCCAUGUCUCUCUCUCUCUUGGGUGAUAAACACAGUCAAUAAACUUAUACAUCAAAUAAUCAACAUUAGUUCAGGUUUUUUUUGUAUCAUGUGGGAUCUACAUGAUAUGGUCAAAAUGGUAAAUAAAUGUAUAUAUCUAACAGUC
Messenger RNA from Patella vulgata (common limpet), 1460 nucleotides. RefSeq names its product GTP-binding protein 8. Gene Ontology annotation, cellular component: mitochondrion. The record is from RefSeq and is a predicted model, not a curated record. The transcript has 6 exons. Lineage: Eukaryota; Metazoa; Mollusca; Gastropoda; Patellidae. Gene Ontology annotation, molecular function: GTP binding. Bases 96 to 1292 code for a protein of 398 amino acids.